Molecule: messenger RNA, 1862 nt
Organism: Manacus vitellinus (golden-collared manakin)
Lineage: Eukaryota; Metazoa; Chordata; Aves; Passeriformes; Pipridae
Gene: TMEM139
Product: transmembrane protein 139
Exons: 3
Coding region: 450-1106 (218 amino acids)
Source: RefSeq, a predicted model, not a curated record
CACUGCUCACUCCGCCUUCUUUCCUAAUGAGUUUCCUGCUUUUGUGGGACAGACAGAGAAGAGCUGCAAAAGAGUAGGAGGUAUGUGAUCGUCUAGAAAUUGCUUUGGAUUCAGAACCUGGAAAAAGGAGAUUCUACUUUCCCAUGCAAAACUCAUACAAUGGGAUCUUCUCGUUGUUUGGUACCUUCCCAUGUUUAGUAGUUUCCAACUUUUAUUUUCAAAAGAAAUCUUCAUUGUUUCCCUACAAGAAAACUCGAAAGGAGGAAGGGAGAGUUCUAACUGCUGUCCUAUUCUUGGGUCAGAACAGGAAGCAGCAGUGCACAUUUUUCCUUGUGAUGAAGAGAGAAGUUAAACCAUGACUGCUCCUACCCACCGAGACCUCUUUCUGAUGUCUGUCCCUUUAACUGCUCAUCUGUUCUCAACUACCUGCUACCACCAUCUAUACUACCAUGUGGUUAGAGACACGCUGGAAGAACAUCCGCCAAACCUUGCUGCUUCUUUUCACUGCUGCUCUUCUCAUUGGUGUCACCAUGCUGGCCAUUUCAUCUAAUAUCAACCCAGUAGGCUAUUUCUUUCUAGGGGUAGGGGGAGUGUGCCUGGUCGGCUAUUUGCUGAGUGUGUUUGUUGAGUGUUACCUGAGGAAUCAACACCGACAUGACGCAAAUGAAAUACCUCCAAACAGUCAAAGCCAAGCAGGGGUGAAUGCUGCCUAUGAAGCGCCCACCUAUGAGGAGGUGAUGACCAUGUCAUCUCCAGCAAUAUGGACAAUUACAUCCAACCCAGGCCCAGUGCCCUCGCCAUUGAGCGAGCCUCCUCCUUACAGCGUCGUUAUCGAAUCCUCUGGUCAACAAGAGAUUAUGGUCGAGGCUCUCCGGGUGUCAGUGCCACCAGACACGAGGCCCACCUCUGAGACAGACACAGGCUCCAGGAUACAGCUGCAGCUGGUGUUGCCCCCAAGACCACAGCGGUUUGUUUCAGACAUCCAUGAGGAGAGAGAUAUUGAAGACAGGUUUGAACCACUAGAACCACUCACUCCACCACCUGCUUAUGAGAGUGCCAUCAGUGAUGAGGUCUUUGAAGAUGUUUGCCAUCCCUCUGCAUUAUGAUUACUUUCACCUUCCAUGAAUACAGAACCAAACCCUUACCCUAAUACAGAAUGCUCUUAGAAAGAAGGUGAAAGGGCUGAGAUUUUUCAUGCCUGAAACUGUAAAAGUUUGUCUCACCAUUCUUUGAAACAGAGCUGAACUACAAACACAGCUUCUGAUGUCACUAGAAUCUUUUUGCACAAAAUAAAAAUCGAUGCAAUACCACAGUGCUUUGACUUCGCAGAUACAUAAAACCACCGUGAGGAAAGUUGUGUUAUAUACGGCAACAUUCUCAAACUGAAGAUACACCUUUAUGGGGGAAAAGAGCAAAUCAUGAGAACAGACAAGGUUAUCAAAGAACCUCUGAAGAAGGACUGUAAGAUGCAGCCAAAAGAAUCUGCCUGGGAAAAGGGAGGAAUAGAAACAGCACUAAGCACGUUCUGCCUGUGCAUUACAAACAGCAACAUUGCUGAGAGCUGUGCAGUCAUCAGCCACCCGGAAAUCCUUACAGAGAGACCAAGCCUGCACUUCCUGGAGUUGCUGUUUUGCGGCAACAAAAAUUUAUGGUUUGUGCUGUUUGUCGCUGCCCCUCUGCCACACCUGUGCCACAUCCUCAGCUGUGCUGCACUGGAGCAUGACUGAGGGGAGGGUGGCUGUCUGCAUCUGGAAGCUGGUACCACCCAAUAUGUGUCACUUAAGGUAAAAAAACUGAUGGCAAGCAUGGCAUCAUGAAAUUACUUCUGUUCUUCACAAGGUUCUCAUCCCACACAGCUGGUA